CAUCUCAGCUCCAGUCUCUAGUACAGCAGAAUAAUUCUACACUGUACCUCGUUUUCUAAGUGACACAUAUAUUUCAAUGUUUUGAUAGAUCAUAGAUAUCACUAGUGUUAAGAAACUAUUUAUUUAUUUCUAGCUUAUAAUUAUAAGAUACAACUAUGGACCAAUUAUGCGAAGAGCAGCAUCUUGACAUAACAAUUGAUGAAAGUGAAAUUGUUGAUGGUGCUAAAGAAAUAAUUAAGAAAAUCAGACCAACAUGGCCUUUGGAUAAAUUGCAUUUUAAGAUAUUUACAGAUGGAAUCACAAAUAAACUUAUAGGAGUAUGGUAUUCUGAGCAUUACAAUGAGAUGGUAUUAGUUAGAGUUUAUGGACAUAAGACAGAUCUGCUCAUUGAUCGGAAAGAUGAAACAAGAAAUAUUCGAGUAUUACACAAAGCAGGUUUUACACAUUCCAUUUAUGCUACAUUCAAUAAUGGUUUAGCUUACCAGUUCAUUGAAGGUAAUAUACUUACAAUAGAAACAGUCAGAAACUCUGACAUAUAUGUAUUAGUUGCUAAGAGAAUGGCUCAAAUGCAUAGACUUAAACCUGAUGAUACUGAGAUGCCCAAAAAUGCUUGUAUUUGGAAGAAGUUAGAAAAAUUUAUGGAAAUUAUGCCAAAAGAAUUUUUAGAUGUUAGCAAACAAACAAGGUUUGAGAAGCUCAUAAAGCCAUUUGGUGUGUUAAAACAGGAAUAUGAAGCAUUGAAAAAGGAAUUGAUAAAUUUGAAUAAUGAAGUAGUGUUUGCUCAUAAUGAUUUACUUCUAGGGAAUGUGCUUUAUAAUGAAAAGGAAAUGUCAGUAACGUUUAUUGACUUUGAAUAUACAGGAUAUAACUAUCAAGCUUAUGACAUAGCUAAUCAUUUUGCUGAAUUUGCUGGUAUUGAUGAUCCUGAUUAUUCACUAUAUCCUGAAGAACAACUGCAGAAAGCGUGGUUAAAUAUAUAUCUUCAGGAAUAUAACAAUGUAAAAUGUGUACCUGAAAAUGAAAUUAAUUUACUGUAUUUACAAGUAAAUAAAUUUGUUCUUUUAUCACACUUUUUUUGGGGUUGUUGGGGACUCAUACAAAGUGAACAUUCAACAAUUGACUUUGACUUUUUAGAGUAUGCUGCAAUACGAUUUAAUGAGUAUUUCAAAUGGAAAGAAGAAUGUCUUAAGAUAAAAUUAUAAAAUUAAAACUAAUUUGUUAUAUUUUUA
Messenger RNA from Bombus terrestris (buff-tailed bumblebee), 1229 nucleotides. RefSeq names its product ethanolamine kinase (gene eas). Gene Ontology annotation, biological process: phosphatidylethanolamine biosynthetic process. Lineage: Eukaryota; Metazoa; Arthropoda; Insecta; Hymenoptera; Apidae. Gene Ontology annotation, cellular component: cytoplasm. The record is from RefSeq and is a predicted model, not a curated record. The transcript has 7 exons. Gene Ontology annotation, molecular function: ethanolamine kinase activity. The coding region runs from base 156 to 1202 and encodes 348 amino acids.